Molecule: messenger RNA, 1433 nt
Organism: Gamsiella multidivaricata
Lineage: Eukaryota; Fungi; Mortierellomycota; Mortierellomycetes; Mortierellales; Mortierellaceae
Exons: 1
Coding region: 81-1433 (450 amino acids)
Source: RefSeq, a predicted model, not a curated record
CCCCUUUCCGUUCCAACUACCCACCUAUCUACUUUCUCAUUUUCUUGCCUGUCCAUACCUCCACCUAUCCACCCCUCGCUAUGUCGAAAACGCCGCUUCAUAUUCCAGAACUACGGGCUCAGAUCGCAAGAUAUGUCACCGUCAAGGAUGCCAUCACCUGCGUGCAAGUGCGCAAGGACUGGAUAGAGGACUUUGCGUACCCCAUAUGGCACACUAUCGACUUCAGCUGCGAUAUAAAGCUGCAGUACCUUGAUCAGGAUGUUUUUGCAAAGUAUGGACACCAUAUCCGCGUCGUCGAGAACCUGAAUGAGCAGUGGCAUUUGGAUGUCAUUCUCUGGUCCCAGGCAUCAAAGUUGAGGCACCUCGCUACCGCCAUGCAUAACAUGGUGGAAUUCCAGGCGUACUGCUACGAAAUCAUACAGCGAAACAUCGCUUCACUCGAACACCUGGAUAUCUUGUCUUCAGUGACCCCAAAGCUGUUGAUGCAGAUUAACGCGCUAUCUCCAUAUCCUGCGACCAAGGCGACAUCGAGAUUGUCCAUUCUCAAGCUCUGGGGACUAUAUAUGACGCGAAAUGCAUUUUCCAGGCUACUGCAACAAUGCCCCGCCCUCGACCUGCUGGAUAUUCGUCAGUUGGUCACUCAUAGUCGCCACACUUACGAAACUUUCCAACAUCCAAGCUUAUCUAUCCUUACUGCCUCGAUCACACAAGUUUUCAAUAUGUGCUCCAACUCUCAUGACGCAGCACCUCUCCUUAUCCACUUCCCGAAACUCACUUCGUGGAAAAUACGGGACACAGCACCACCAGCCGCCGUUUCCAUGGAGGCCAUCAAGAACGGAGUUAACCAGUACUGUCCUCUACUGAAAACUCUGUAUAUCGAGACCCCGAGCAACACUACAAGGGAUCUGUUAAGUCAAGCCUUCACUGCACUAACGAGUGUCUGCUUCUUGUACAGCACACUCUCCAUGGAGGUGAUCAUGGCGAUUCUCUCCCACCAAAGCUCCCUGAAAGAGCUUAGAGCUUAUGCUCCCAGCAACACUUUUUACAGCUCCGACGAAGUUCCACAACUGAAGGCUCAGUUCCAGGGUCCCAGCUGGGUCUUUCAAAUGCUACCGCGAUUCUGCACUCAGUUGGAUACAUUCACCUUUCCGGAGCAUGAGAUGGAUAUCGGCGAGGUUGAAAAUGCGAACUGGGGCUGCAUGGACCUAGUGGUACUGUGUAUCAGGAUUCGUGGGCUUAAUACGAAAGAAACGAUUGAUCGGGCGAUCCAGCUUUGGGUAGAUGGAAGAACACAGAGCGAAGAGUCUUCAGGACACAAUAGCACGGGUUUGGAAAACGACCAAUCGAUUGCUGAGAGAGUAGCACGGCAUUUGUUGAAGUUCAAAAAGCUGCGACAGGUCUGGCUCGGGCGCAAGGUCAUGAGCGUGGAGUAG